Rhodamnia argentea is the source of this 2920-nucleotide messenger RNA. RefSeq names its product putative pentatricopeptide repeat-containing protein At3g23330. Lineage: Eukaryota; Viridiplantae; Streptophyta; Magnoliopsida; Myrtales; Myrtaceae. Gene Ontology annotation, molecular function: protein binding; RNA binding. The record is from RefSeq and is a predicted model, not a curated record. Gene Ontology annotation, biological process: RNA modification. The transcript has a single exon. The coding region runs from base 182 to 2884 and encodes 900 amino acids.
AAGUUGCCGUUGCCUCAACCCUUGUAGCGCAUGGAAAGGAAACUCGUGGGUACGCGUGGCGUCCCUUUCCUCUUGCUAUUGCUACCACGUUGCUCUUCCAUUAGACAAAUCUCGGAUCUUGACACUGCCAUUACAAACCCAGCUGCUCAAAGCCGCCAUAAGCAGAUGAAUAGUCGCAAAGAUGACAUUUUUAAGCAGUCACUCCUCAGUGACGUUUCGCAUGGCAACGCCCCUCUCUCUGCUUCGAAGAUCACUCAGAAAUCUCACCACAAUACCAGAAAGUGGGAAGCUCAACGUUCAAGAAAGCGUCUCCCUCUUGCAACAUCUUGGCGACACCAGAGCGCUGCACCCCGGCAGGUCACUUCACUCAGUCAUCAUAAAAGCUGGGUUGGAUCAGGAAGUGUUCGUACAGAACAAUAUGAUGAGGUUUUAUUCUCUCUGUGGCGAUCUUGCGAAUGCCCGCUUCCUGUUUGACGGAAUGCGUGAACGCAAUUUGGUGUCUUGGACCGGCAUGAUUUCUUCAUACGUGACUAAGGGCCAGUAUGAGCUUGCUUUGCGGAUGUAUGCUUUUAUGUGUCAGACCGGUGUGAAGCCGAAUGAAUUUGGCUUCCCGGUGGCGCUUAAGGCAUGCAGACUUGCUCAUGAUUUCACGAUGGGAAUGCUCAUCCAUGCACAGUUACUUAAAUGCGGGUUUGAGUCCAAUGGGUUCUGCAGUACUUCUGUUCUUGGCCUCUAUAUUGAAAGGGGAGAUUUGAGAACAGGUCGUAUGAUGUUUGACAGCAUACCUUUAGGCGAAAAAUCUGAAGCCUUAUGGAAUACUUUACUUGAUACUUAUGUACAGAACAACUAUAUGGAGGAAGCUAUCCAGUUAUUUUAUCAGAUGAUGCAGUGUGAUGUACAGCCAAGUCAUUUGACUUAUGCGAUCCUUGCAAAGUUAGCGGCUGACACAUUGGAUGUUGGCUUGGCAAGAUUGUUUCAUGGCCAAAUUGUUAAAGUUGGUUUAGAAACUGAUGUUAUUGUGGGUGGAGCUCUGGUAGAUUCUUACUCAAAACUCGGAUUCCUGGAUGUUGCUGUUGGAAUAUUUCAAAAUCUAGAAGAGAAAGAUAACGUGGUUUGCUGUACUCUAUUGGCUGGGUUUCAUCAGAGUGGAGAUGCUGAAAAAGGCCUUAACUGCUACAUCUCGUUUCUUGCUGAAGGUAAUAAGCCUGACAUUUACACACUAGCCAGUGUUUUUAGUUUGUGCUCAAAUGUGGACAGUGCAGCUCUUGGUAACCAGGUACAUUGCUCUCUCGUUAAAUAUGGCUUCAAAUUAGAUUCGUUUCUGGGUACUGCUAUAAUAGACAUGUAUGGAGGCAUGGGAAUGGUAUCCGAAGCUUACAAAUGCUUCCUUGACGUCAACAGUAAAAAUGAGAUAUGCUUUAGUGUGAUGAUUAGCAAUUUAGUUCUCAAUCAUUACUGUGAGAUGGCUCUGGAUUUGUUCUAUGAGAUUAAGAGUGGAGGUCUCGCACCAAGUCACUCUACGAUUAGUGCAAUACUCCGACUUUGUGGAAAUCUUCAGUUGUUGAAAGAAGGAAGAUCAAUACAUUGUCAUUUUGUCAAAAGUGUUGGUGAUGACUGCUAUAGAUUGUGCUUAGAAAAUUCCCUUAUUGACAUGUAUGCUAAAUGUGGAGCAGUUGAUGAUGCAAAAUUGGUGUUUGAGGAAAUGCAAAUGCACAAUGAGUUUUCAUGGACUGUCUUAAUGUCAGGUUGCAAUGAAGUAGGCUGGUAUCAAGAAACUUUGAGAAUGUUUAGUGACUUGGUUUGUACUUCAACUUCUGUAAGACCCAGCCAAUUUACUUUUGUGAAUGUCCUUCAGGCUUGCACACAGACAGAAGCACUGGUUACAGGAAAACAAAGCCAUGGUUACAUUCUAAAAGUUGGAUUUGAGUCUCAUCUGUUUAUUGGAAGUGCAUUGAUCAAUAUGUAUUCAGUAUUUAAAUCCGGAAUGCAGGAUGCUUUUCUUGUGUUCUCAUCUAUGAUGAAGCGAGAUUUGGUCUCCUGGAGUACCAUGAUCACUGCAUGCACUCAAAAUGGGCACUAUGAUCAAGCUCUAAAACUUUUCUCUGAAUUUCUUAUUUCACCCGAGUAUUUGGUGGAUGAUUCUGUAUUAUCCAGUUGUCUCUCUGCUUGUGCUGGCUUGUCUGCACUAGAGUUGGGUAUGCUGUUUCAUGCCUGCAUUAUCAGAACUGGUUUUAUGUCUCAUGUGCAUGUUGCAUCUUCGACUAUUGAUAUGUAUAGCAAGUGUGGAAGUCUGGAAAAUGCAUGUAAGGUUUUCGAUGAUAUCGAAUGCCAUAAUAUGGUUUCUUACACAACUAUGGUGUCUGGAUAUGCGCGACAUGGCCGGGGUAGAGAGGCCUUUGUGCUGUUUAAUAAGAUGAAGGAAGCAGGGUUACAACCAGAUGCAAUCACCUUUGUUGGAGUCUUGAAUGCAUGUAGUCAUGCUGGGCUUGUGAAAGAAGGGUGGCUUGUUUUUGAGUCUCUCAUAAACGAAUAUACGUCAGAGAUAACGAUAAGUCAUUAUGCCUGCAUGGUUGAUCUCCUGGGUCGAGCUGAACUUUUGGAUGAGGCCGAGAAUCUCAUAAAUGAAGUUCCAUCAAACUUGAGAUAUCUUCUGUGGAAGACAUUAUUGAACACCUGCAGUAAACAUGGAAAUGUCGAAACAGCAAAGAAAAUUGCCCUGAGGCUAAGCAAGUUAGAGCCUAACAAGCCUUUAAACUAUCUUCUGUUGUCUAACAUCUAUGCAUCAGCUUCAAUGUGGGAGGAUGUUGCAGAAUUUAGGGGAAGACUGCAAGAAGUUAAUCCUUGUAGGCAACCUGGAAGUAGUUGGGUCCAAGUGGCACAGUGAUUGCUGUCAAUCUGUUGAUCCUCUGAUUCUCUCUGA